Messenger RNA from Arabis nemorensis, 1260 nucleotides. Lineage: Eukaryota; Viridiplantae; Streptophyta; Magnoliopsida; Brassicales; Brassicaceae. The record is from the annotation of a GenBank genome assembly.
AUGCAGAUAGUAAAGUCUCGAAGACUGAAGCCUCCAUCGAAUGAUAUUGUUUCUGGUUAUCAACUUCAGGACAUGGCUAACCGAACAGACAACUCGAUCCGCUGUACGAGUAGUAAAAAACCGAAUGACGGUAUGACGCUCAUAAUAGCGACUUUCGCAGGACUAGUUAUCGGAUUUUUAUUAGGAACAUCUUUCCCUACAUCGUCACUAACUAAAAUGAAUUUUCCAUCAAAAAUACUUCCUUCUGUUUAUGUACAAGAUGAAAAACCGGAGAUAUCACCUACGAUUAGUCCACCACAAGAGUCUAAUUUAAGUGAUGCAGCAUUUUUUAAGAUUUGGGUUCCAUCGAAUCCUCGCGGCGCAGAGAUGUUGCCUCCAAGUUUUGUUGCCGCCGAAUCAGAUUUCUACUUAAGAAGAUUGUGGGGAUUGCCCAAAGAUGAUUUACCAGAGGUGAAGCCUAAGUAUCUUGUUGCUUUUACCGUUGCUUAUGAACAUAGGGCAAACAUCGAUGCUUGCGUCAAGAAAUUCUCAGAUAACUUCACUAUUGUUCUGUUUCAUUACGAUGGAAGAACCUCGGAAUACGAUGAAUUUGAAUGGUCUAAACGGGCGAUACACGUGAGUGUACCUAAGCAAACCAAGUGGUGGUAUGCUAAAAGGUUUCUGCAUCCUGAUAUCAUAGCACCAUAUGAAUAUAUAUUCAUUUGGGAUGAAGAUCUUGGCGUUGAAAACUUCGAUGCAGAAGAGUACAUCAAGGUUGUAAAGAAGCACGGUCUAGAAAUAUCGCAACCCGCUGUGGAAUCAAGAAAAAAAAUUACAUGGCAGAUAACAAAGAGAAUACCCGGAGUCGAAGUUCACAAAGAAGUCAAAGAGAGACCAGGCCGCUGCAAUGACCCUCACCUACCUCCUUGUGCAGGGUUUAUAGAGAUUAUGGCUCCAGUUUUCUCACGUGAUUCAUGGCGCUGCGUGUGGCAUAUGAUUCAAAAUGACUUGGUUCAUGGUUGGGGUCUUGACUUCGCGCUAAGAAAAUGUGUCGAGCCUGCUCAUGAGAAGAUUGGUGUUGUGGAUUCUCAAUGGAUCAUUCAUCAAAGCAUUCCUUCUCUAACCGGCCAGGGAACUGAACAAGGGGGUAAAACCGCAUUCCAAGGGGUAAGGGAGAGAUGUAAACGAGAAUGGUCAAUGUUUCAGAAAAGAAUGAGUCGAUCAGAGCAGAAGUAUCUGAAAGAAAUUGCUACUGCAACUUCAAACUCAACACUUGGUUAA